Molecule: messenger RNA, 4857 nt
Organism: Rhincodon typus (whale shark)
Lineage: Eukaryota; Metazoa; Chordata; Chondrichthyes; Orectolobiformes; Rhincodontidae
Product: platelet-activating factor receptor-like
Exons: 2
Coding region: 596-1609 (337 amino acids)
Biological process (GO): G protein-coupled receptor signaling pathway; behavioral response to pain; chemotaxis
Cellular component (GO): membrane
Molecular function (GO): platelet activating factor receptor activity
Source: RefSeq, a predicted model, not a curated record
GUUUUGUCUGAUGAAAUAUCUAACUUCCCACAUAAUCUCAGAUCCGGUGACAAGUCAGAAAAUUGAAGAUUGCUAGAUAAGAAACUCAUCAACGAGUGAGUCAGCAGCACUUUGAGAUAAUCGGAUCCGCAAGCACAGUUGUACAGAACAGAGAAGCGCAGGGCUGCCCACAACGAAAAUGUGCUGCUCUAUUUUCCAGCGAGAAUUGUACAGAAAGGUCAAAUAAUUGAAGCUCUAAUUCUCUACAUGGAGCUGCCAAAACUGCUGAAGUACCCUGCAUCUUCUGUCUUUCGUACAUGACAGAGACAGUAUAAGAGAACGUAACAAGAGUGAACAGUGCAGGCGCCUGCAUUGAGCUGAUGGUGAAUGUGGAAUCGAUUGCACCGUUUAUUUCUUCAGAGGGUCAAUUUCACGGAAAUAUCGCUUUUUAUGUUUUUAAAGUCUGCAAUGCGGAAAAACAAAACUUCAAGACAGUGAAGGCCCAUCUUUGGAAACUUCCAAAAAGUGAAUUGAAACUUUCCCCUUGAAAUAAAAGCUACGAAUGUUUAAUAAGAAGUAUUAGCAUCUUGUGACAUCGUACAUUUCGACGGUUAAAAUGACUACCUCAACAUAUUUGGAAACCUGCAACGAGAAACAAUUUUACCAUACAUCUGAAGUCACCUAUAAGAUUUCCGCAACAUUUUACAGCUUUAUAGUUAUUGUGGGAGUCCCGGAAAACGUCGUAGCACUUUAUUUUUUAAUGUGCAACAAAAAAGAACUGACCGAAGCUAAAAUCUACAUGAUAAGUCUAACAGUGGCUGAUCUCCUCUUUGUUAUAUUUCUUCCUUUCUGGAUUGAUUACUAUUAUCGCGAAGGCGACUGGAUCUUCUCCAGCGUUGCGUGCAGCCUAUGGGGAUCUCUGUUCUACAUCAACACUUAUAAUACUAUCUUCUUUCUGGCUGUCAUCAGCUUUACUCGUUAUCGUGCCGUCUCACAGCCGGUAAAGGUAGUUCAAUCGAGACAGAUUGUGAGAGGCUUAGCUUUAACUGCUUUAAUCUGGACAUUAACAAUUUGCUUUUCUUUACCGAUUGUAAUCAAUCACGAAGAUUACCUCGUCAAAACAAAUACCAGCCAUGAAAGAUGUUUUGAAAGUUAUGGGGAAAAAAACAAAUCACAAAUAAUAGUUAUACAUAUGCUAAUGGAGCUGGGUUUUGUCGUUAGUUUUGGCGUGGUCGCUGCCAAUAAUGUCCUCAUCCUUCGAACCCUGUCUGUUGACCAGAAAACAUUGAGAACUUCGCAAAACAAGUUCAAGACCCGCGCUUUUCGGUUGGUGCUUAUGGUUCUGAUCAUCUACACUGUUUCGUUUCUACCUUACCAUUUAGUCCAUCUGCUUUGGACGCUUUUAGUACUCAACUUCUGGAAAUCUGACGACUGCGCUUUCAGAAAAACUGUUAACGAUGCUCAUCAUAUCUCUCUGUGUCUGAUGUGUACCAACUGCAUUCUGGACCCCAUUCUUUACUGUUUCAUGACAACAAAUUUCAGACAAUAUUUUAAAGAAUUAAGACAAUCCUUCACACGUAAGUAUAUCCUCAGGAGAAAUCCUAAACCUCAAGAAAUUCAGCUGGCAUGAAAUGGUACCCUAGUACAGUAACGUUAUUAUGUCAAUUAUGACCCAUCACAUGAAAAUCAUCACUGCUCAACUUAUGCGUUUUAUUACCAGUUCGUUUAGUUUAUCAUAAGAAAAAAAAAGGUUAAUCUUAAAAACAUCUUAUUUACAAGAUUCUGGAUUUUUGAAUAUUCUGAAACAACAAAAGAAGUAACAGACCAGAGAAAAAAAUUCUUCCUUUUAAUAUUUGUGAAGCUUGUGGUGUGUAACAUUUCAGGAAUGUUUUAGAGCCUUCACUGAAUAGGUGAUAGUUCCCUUUUAUCCAGUUCAUUCAAUGAGGGCGACAGAUAGGAAGUUAGAACUGGUUUCAGCAACUUUGAGCUAGGAGGUGGAAAUAAAAGCAUUAUUGACACCAAUUUUGAUUACCAUUGCUAAGUGCACAGUGUUGAGACUAGCAGCUUCAUCCCAAAUGCCAUUUAUGAAAUGCCACUGAUGAUUGUGUAUUACAAACAUACCCAAUUAAUCCUCACCCAACUAAUGUGAGUUUUUAAUCUAUCAUUACAUGUAGACCACACCCAAAAACCAUGUGAUCUUCUGGGAGUAGCAAAAAAACUCAGUUAGACUUGGUUGGACAAAUUCUAGGUGAUACAGCUCUGACUUGGGGCUUCUGCUCCUCAUUGCCAAUUGCUAUUAUCUCAGGAGUUCACUUUGGCCUUAAUAAUACCGCACAGUGCUUACCACUUAAUUAGGAACAGGAAUAGGCCAUUAAGCAUCUUGACUUUGCUUCACCUUCAGGCAAUAAGAUUGUCGCUGAUCUGCAAUCCAACUGUGUUUACCUGCCAUUACUCCAUCCAUUGAAACAUAGAAAAUAAGAGCAUUAGGCCAUUCAGCCCUUCGAUCCUGCUCCACCAUUCGUUAUGGUCACAGCUGAACAUCAAACUCAGUAACCUGUUUUCACUUUCUCCCCCUUACCCUUUAGCCCCAAAUGUCAAUUCCAACUCCUUCUUCAAAACAUACAAUGUUUUGGUCUUGAUUGCCUUCUGUGGUAGUAAAUUCCACAGGCUCAUCACUCUCUGGGUGAACAAAUUUCUCCUCAUGUCAGUCCUAAAUGGUUUCCUUCAUAUCCUUAGACUGUUAACCCUGGGUCUGGACAGCCCUACCAUUGGGAACAUCCUUCCUGCAUCUACCCUGUCUAGUCCUCUUAGAAUUUUAAAGGUUUCUAUGAGUUCCCCCUUAUUCUUCUGAACUCCAGUGAACGUGAUCCUAAUCAAUUCAACAUCUCAUACAUCAGUCCCACCAUACCAGGAAUGAGACUGGUAAACCCUCUUAAUCCCGUUGGUUAACAAAAAUCUAUUUGUAAUGUUAAUAACUGAUGUAGCAUCUUUUAUCAUGAGCAAAAGAGAAUUCCAAACUUCUACACCUCUUUGUGUCAAAAUCGUUCCUUCACUCCUGAAAGUCUGACUUUAAGUUUUAGGCUAUGCCACUAGUCUUAGACACCCAACUAAUGUAAUUAGUUUCUUUCCAUCAACCCUAUUUUCCUCUUAAUACAUUGAAAACUGAAAUCAAAACAUCCGUAACCUUCUAAAUUAUGGGAAAAGCAAUCCUAGUUUGUGUGAUCAUUCUGUGUAAAUUAAUUCGUAGAGUCCAAGUAUCAUUGUGAUGAACUUGAACUACAAGCCCUCCAAAACCAAUAUGUCCUUCCUAAGGUAUGGUGCCUAGAAUUCCCAUACUCCAGGACUUAUCUGACUAGGUAUUUGUUUAGAUGUGGCAUAGCUGCCAGUCUUUUAUAUUUGAGUUCUAAUAUAGAAGUCAGCACUUCAUAACCAUUUCAUGCCAUUUCAAUGAUCUAUAUACCUGAAUGCUUAAGUCUCUUUGGACAUCCAUUGUUUAAAAAUUUUCUCUGUUUAGAAAGUACUAACCUUUCCAAAAUGUAUGAUCCCAUUUUGCCUAAAUAAAAUCCUCUUAGUUUUGUCCACUCACUUAAUCUACCAACAUAUUUUUGUAACUUUAUGCUACCAGUUGCGCUGGUUACAAUGUUGCCUAUCUUCCAUCAGCAAACUUGAAAAUGUGGCUUUUAUUACAUCCAUUGAGUAGUUGAGGUUUUAACACAGAUCCUUUUGAGACACUACUGGUCACAUUCUAUUAAUUAGUCAAUCCGUGCUGUUACUACCGGAUGGUUAUGUCUGCACCCACCAUCACUCUCCUCACAAAUGAAGUCAACGACCAAGAGAAAAAGGAAUGAGCACAGUGUGCAGCCUUGCAGUAUUCCUCUUAUAAUGUUCAAGAAGUCUAUAGUGCUCAUCCUGAUCUUGGCACAGGAGUUGAGCAGCAGUACCUUUGAAGGUAUUAAUAUACCAUUGCAAGAAAUUAGAACCUAUAAACUUGACAUAUAAGGCAUUAGCUAGCUACAGUGGACAGGCCAAGGAUAAAUCAACAGUAAAUGCAUGACAAUCCUCAUUGUCAGCCUUAUACUCAACAGAUGCUUGGCACAGGGUUAGUGGAGUGGAAGCCAGUCAUUCAUCACAUUUUCACUGCUAGUUGUCAAAACCAGGCAUGCCAAAGUCACUGUCAUGGAAGUUUACACACCAACAGAGGGAGAGGGAUAAAAAGAUUAAUUCUACCUCCAAUUACAGUAUGUGCUGGUCAAGAUACCUAGCUAUGAUAUUAAAUGACGAAUAAGUGACCUCAGUGCUAAUCUAUUGCAAUUGGCGAAGACUGAGUAGUAUGAUAGAACCUCAUGGGUCAGCAGCAUGUACAUUGGAAACAGUGAGUAUCUGCUAGCUUUCUGCAACAGCAAUUGGCUCAACAUUGAGAAAGCCUUCCUCAAACACAAGGAUACCUACAAAAAAGACAUGGAGGCCUCCAGGUGAUAAUACCCUAAAAGUAAUUGACAUUUGCAUCAGUAGUAGAUGGAGCACAGCUCUAAUAAGAGGUUUGGAUUUGUCAAGGUGCUCAUUUAGGAUUGACUACCAUCUUACGUUAAGGAAGAUCCGCUUGAAGCUGAAGAAAGCAACCAUGAAGUCACAACAGCCAUCUGAAUGGAGAAACUGUAGAACAAGGCCAUAUCAAACAAUUUACAGCUGGCCUGCUUCAACAGUUUCAAAGUACUACUAAGGUUGGGCAAUAUUGAGUCAAAGUGGGAAUUUCUUCAUAAAAGGGAUUAAGACUAAUGCAGCAGCUACUAUUUCUUUUGCUAUGUACUAGAGCUUUCCUAAACACUUUUUCACAGAGCGUUUCACUGCACUGUUUCACUUUGAAUCAAGACAGUUCAA